AUGCUGGCCUUCUUCCUAAUAGCACUGGCGGCAGUGCACGCGGCCCAGAUCCCGUUCUUCGAAGACAGCCAUGAUCGCAAACCAGGCGCCCCCGAGGAGAUCUACAUCAAGCAGUUCUCCGCCCUCAGCGGCAACACAGGUGUAGCGCUGCAAUCCCGCCUUGAGGCGCUGUAUGCCAACUCGACCGUUCUCACGACACAGACGCCCUUCGAUCUGCUUGCCUUUGCGGACGAGUCGGGCCUCAAGCUGAGACAGAGGAGAGACUUGGCCUGGCUCACGCUGCGCGGGUACAGUGCUGGCAGGUCGAACCCGGAGGACGACGACGAUCUCGGUGCGCCGGGACAGGCUGCCCGAAUGGCCCGAAUGGCGCGGCAGGCGGGGCGCGCUAGAGCUCCGGAGAUCAGGCUCGGCGUGCUCGACGCGCAGGAGGAAGGCGAGGACAGCACUGGGAACGACAAGGGCAACGAGGCAAUCUUCGACUCGGUCCACAUGGCGGCCUGGGAGCUGCGCUGGGAGGACACGGACAUGCUCGCCAUAGUCGCUCAGUUCGCGCAAGGUUUCAGCUUCGUUACUCAGUGGCAUCUCGUGUCUCCGCACGGCUCGGCCGCCGACUCCCUCUUCGCCACAGUCGCCAAGGCGACGAGCGCGCACCCGGACGUCGUCUGGGUCUUCGACCGCGGAUGGUGGGAGCCCUCGAAGGAUCUGUGGCGCGACGUGCGCAAGUCGUCGUGGGACGAUGUCAUUCUCGACGCCGACUUCAAGAAGAACCUCCGCGAGGACUACACUGGCUUCCUGAAAGGACGGAAGACGUACAAGGAACUCGGCGUGCCGUGGAAACGCGGGCUGAUCUUCCUCGGUCCCCCGGGCAAUGGGAAGACGAGCGCACUCAAGGCUAUCAUGGGCGAGGUCGGCGUGCCGAGCCUCUACGUGCGCAGCGUGAGGACGCAGGAGAAUCUCGCGACCAUCUUCAAGGGCGCGCGGGACAUGGCGCCGUGUCUCCUCAUCUUUGAGGAUUUGGACAGCAUGAUCGACGACGAUAACCGAUCAUACUUCCUGAACGAGGUGGAUGGGAUGGACUCGAAUGACGGCCUGCUCAUGAUCGCGACGACGAACCAUUUCGACAGACUCGAUCCGGGGUUGUCCAACCGACCUUCGCGCUUCGAUAGGAAGUACCAGCGCCGCGACUACGCCGUCUACUGGCAGAAGAAGCUGAAGGGUGUGUCCGGGAUCGAGUUCCCGAAUGCUCUACUCGACGAGUUUGCGGCCAAGACGUCCCGAUUCUCCUUCGCCUGCAUGAAGGAGGCGUUUGUGUCCUCUCUCCUCGCUAUCGCCGGAGACGACAAGAACAAGGGCGACAAGCACUUCCCGCAGCGCUUGAUGCGCGAGGUGAAGCACCUCCGGAAGGAGAUCGACGACGGUGAGGAGGAGUAA
This is a messenger RNA of Trichosporon asahii var. asahii CBS 2479, 1431 nucleotides long. RefSeq names its product ATP-dependent Zn protease. Gene Ontology annotation, molecular function: ATP binding; ATP hydrolysis activity. The transcript is spliced from 4 exons. The record is from RefSeq and is a predicted model, not a curated record. Bases 1 to 1431 code for a protein of 476 amino acids. NCBI's taxonomy places the organism in Eukaryota, Fungi, Basidiomycota, Tremellomycetes, Trichosporonales, Trichosporonaceae.